This is a messenger RNA of Rhopilema esculentum, 7136 nucleotides long. RefSeq lists its product as uncharacterized. The record is from RefSeq and is a predicted model, not a curated record. NCBI's taxonomy places the organism in Eukaryota, Metazoa, Cnidaria, Scyphozoa, Rhizostomeae, Rhizostomatidae.
UGACGUCAAUUCCGGAGCCCAGGCUUCUUUACUCCAAAAUUUCGAAUAUUUUGAUGUGGCACAGGUACAUCAAACAUGGCGGAAGUUAUCACAAAUCUACACGUUUUGGUCAAUCAGUAAGAGAUAUUUACAUAAAAAGUUGUCAAACGGUUGCUGAACAUCAAAAGUUUCAUUCGGAGGGACAUAAUGGCUGAAUCUAUCACACCAACAAAAAUGGCUGGAAAGUUAGAUACUCUUCCCAAGGAAGAAUUGAUAAAAUAUGUCAAAAAACAAGCAAACCAGAUGAAAGAUCUCAAAAGGAAAAAUGAAGACUUGACUAUAACAGUGAAGCACCAAAAAGAACAGAUGGAAAAGUUAGAACAAGAACAAAAAGCUUGGAUUUCCAGGGGAGUGUCAGCUGAAUUUGAGAAGAAGGAAGAGCUGGAAAAGAAAGAAAGGGAAUUGCAAAUAGCAGCCCAACUUGGCCAACAAAUGUUGCAAGAAAAUGACAAACUUAGAAACAGAUGUAUUGAGUUGGAAGAAGAAAACAAAUUGAUGAGAGAGGAAAUGAGUAUUGAAAUUGCUCGGUUAGAUGGAGAGAAAGAGACAGUAGAUCAAACAUUGGUAAUGGUGCAGUCUGAGUACAAGCAAGCUAAAAUGGAAGCUCAGCAACUGAAAGAUGCCUUAGAAUUGGCAGCUGCAGAUCAUGAUAAGGAACAUGAAAGAUGGGAGGAAGAAACCCAAAAACUGAAGGAAGCUAUAAUGGAGCUGCAAAAAGGUACUUUUAGUGGAACAUCAGCUGAGACCAGCCACAGCAAUUCAGAACUGAACGAAAUUAAUAAGGCCUUGCAGACAAAGAUUGAUGAGCUGCAAGAGCAGCUUGACUCAUUUGCAAAGCAGGAAUGUGCCGCUGGGGAAACCAUUGCCGAAAAUCAGGAACUUAGGACAAAAUUGGAGGCAGACAGUGUGGAAAUGAAGGCACAGAAUGAGUCACUUAAUUUUUUAAGAAAGAAAUGUGAUGAACUUGGUGCCAAAAAUGAGGAACUUCAUCAAUAUGUGAAUAUGCUCAGUACAGAAAGAAACGAAAGCAACACAUAUUCAAAGCAACUUGAUGAGGAAAUAAAAAAGCUGAAGGAAGAGAAAGACAAGAUGGCACGGUCAGUAAAAACGGCCAAAGGGAAGCUGGAGAAGGCUGCCACUCAUGAAGAGGAGCUAAAAGCCCAAUUGAAUUCCUUUCUGACUGAGAAAAGUGAGCUUCAGUUGAUGGUGAAGAACUUGCAGCGUGAAAAGAAAACAAUAAUGCAGUCGAAUAAAAAACUGAAAGAGAAGAUGAAAAUGAAUUCUGGUAGGCGGCCGUCAUUGGAAGAAAUGAAUGGAGACCAGAAUUUGCAAGUAGAGAACGAAGAAUUGAGAAAAGAAAUAAAUUCUUUGAAAAUGAAACUUGAGAUUGAAGAAGGAGAAAUUGGCAGUUUAGAAAACGUGGUCAAGGAUUUGACGAAACAAAAAGUUGACAUGAUCAAAGAGUUUGAAAUCAUUAAGGAACGGCUGAUUGAUACAGAAAAAGAUCUGACGAAAAGAGAAUUAGAAAAUGAGGAUGAUAAAGCGUCGUCUUUGAAGCUUCAAUCAAGAGUUGACGAACUUCUUUCUACUCUGCAGUCUCUAAACGAGGAAAAAAUGCAUCAGGAAAGUGAAAUUGAGGAACUGUUUAAAACUCACGACGAACUUCAGGUCAAAUAUGACAAUGAAUGCCGAAGUAAAAUGGAAAGCGAGCAGAAAGUCAAGAACCUUGAAGAACAGUUAGAAAAGCAAGAGAAAUCUCUUGAGGUUUUGAAUGAAGAGCUGUCACUGUUAAAGUCAGGUGGAGAGUUAAAAAUUACUAGAGAUGUAGAGGUCAACACUCAACAGGACUGCGCGGAAGUUUGUGAAACGUCUACUUUGAAAGCUGAGAUAGCAGAAAAGUGUCAAAUUAUAAUCGAAUUGAAUUCAAAAAUACAGGAGAUGGAGGACGAAUUGGAAACUGAAAGGCAGGAAAUAAAGAUUUUGCAAUCAAACUUUAGAGAAAAAGUUUCGUCUGUAGAAGAAUUCGAAGAGAAUGAAAAGCAAAUUGCUAAUAUUAAUGAAGAGAGUAAACAAGAAAUGGAAUUUCUUAGAGCUGAGCUGGAAGAUUUGCGAAGGACCCUCUGUGAAAAGCAAAGCUUCGAGGAAGGUAAUUCGGGCGUUCAUUCUCUCCAGGAAGAAAUCGACAGAUUGAGGCUUACUUUGAAUGAAAAAGAGGCAGCUAUUAAAUGUGUUGAAAAGGAUAAAUGUGAAAUAUUGGAAGAGUUGAGAGAAUUAAAGGGUAGUUAUGACUGUCUAACAGCAAAGAAAGAAGAACGCGAUCAUGAUGCUGAAAGACUUGAAGAAGAAAAGAGAGAAUUACUUGAGGAGAUUGAAAAAUUAAGUGAAAAUGUCAAGGAAAAGGAUGCUGCAAUAGGCAAUCUCGAGAGUGAGUUGGAUGCGGUAAAAGCUAAAGAGUCUAAUUUAGUAGAUGAAGUAGCCAAAUGGAAGGGACUGGCGGAAAAGGAUGAUCAGCGAAAUUCAAAUGAGCCCGAUAAGUACAAAAAAGGUUAUAAGAAGAUCAAAGAAAAGUUCAACGAAGUUGGAGCGUUAAAUGAGAAACUCAAGCAAGAAAUUCAGGCAAAGAAUGUUGAGUUAGAAGAGCUGAAAAAAGGCGUGACAGACCGAAUGUCGACUUCGCAGAAUUUAAAUGGAGGCAUGUCUGAAGAGACUGAAAAUAGCAAGUAUUCUGAAAUCUUAAAUGAAAAGAUUCUAUUGAUAACCCAGUUGAAAGAUGAGCUGAAGAUGUAUAAAGAGGCUAGUGGGUGUGAAGGUGCUUUAACCGAGAAAAACGAAGUGCCUGAGAAGGAUGGGUCAAUUGAGGGUUUAAACGCCGAGACAAUGAAACAAGCAAAAAAGACCGAAGAUGCUAGUCAGCUAAGCGCAGAAUGUGGAGCAUACGAGCAAAAGUGUUCGGGUCUGGAAGCAAAAGUAGAGCAACUCACACGGGAAAAUGAAGAGGUAGAAAAAAUACUGGAGAAAGUAAGAAAAGAAUUAGGUAACCGUGAUAUGUUGUUGAGAGAAUCUAAACUGGAAGGGGAGGAGUUGAGAAAGAAGGCUGACGAAUUAAUUAAAGUUGAAGAGCACGUAGAGAACCUGUCGAGAUCGAUAGAUGAAGAACGAAGAAAAUUCAGUCAUUUAGAAGAGGAGAAACGUAAAAUUGAAAUUGAAAACAAUGAUAAUUCUUUAAUAAUCAAAGAACUAAAAGAAAAUAUAAAGGAGAAAGAAAAUAAUAUCGUAGAUUUAAAAAAUCGAGUCCAAGUACUUGAAGAUUUAGAUAAAGAAAAUGAUAAAAAUAAGGAAAAUGAAUUUCUGAAAGUAAAGAAGACGAUAGAGGAUCUUCAAAGAAGAUUGGAAGGGACUUUAAAUGAAAUUGAGAUGCAAAAGACGGAGCUUCAAGAAAAGCAGACAAAAAUUAUUGACCUAGAAAACAGACUGCUAAAUUUAGAGGAGCAUUGCAGCUCACAACAAGUAGAAUUUGAUGCAGAAAAAACCCGACUAAAGCAGUGUGUGAAAGAUAACGAGCUACUGCUGUCAGAAAAAGAGGAAUUAUCUAUUAGAUUAUCAGAAAGAAUCUCUUCACUUGAAGAAAAGGAGAUUGAAAUGGAGAAAUAUCUGAGGAAUGAAACAGAGAAAUUUGAAUAUGAAUUGAAAGUAUCAAAAGAAGAGGGCGAUCAAGUUAUAGAGUUAAAAAAUGAACUUGAAAUUGUUAAGUCUGCAUUUGAUGAGCAAGAUAGAAAGAUUAAAGACUAUGAAGCACUUAUAAAAGAAAAAGAUGAGAGUUUAAGCAUUGCUAAAGAGGAGCUUGCCAGUGCGAGUAUUGUGUCCGAAAAAGAAUCUAUGGCUAAUAACAGUGAAAAGGAAAAGAUGGUUGCCCUUGAUGAGGAGAUAAGAAAGGCGCGUGAAAAAAUUGUCUCAUUGGAAACCAGUAACAAACAAAUGACAGACAAGGUGUCAAAAUUCAAAUCAGUGGCGAUAAAGGCUAAAAAGGAAAUCGAUUCUGUGAAGGAAAAGACAUCUAAUGAAAAGCAGCAGUUGGAAGACACAAUUUUGGCUCUGAAAAAGGAUAUCCAGUGUCACAAAGAUGAGUUUGAAAAUCAAAGCAGUGAUCUUGCAAGCUUGAAGCAAAAAUAUGAGGAAGUCAUGAAAGAAUUGAAUGAAAUGACAGAAAAUGCAGAUAAAGAAAGCAACAGAUGUUUCGAGUAUGCAGAGCAGAUUAAGACUUUAUCAGCUGAAGUCGAUAAACUGCAAGUUUCAAUUGCCUCACUUGAAAAUCAGAAGGCCAGCCUCGAAGUGAUCCUGAAAGAAAAGGAAGAGUCUUCUAUUGCACUUGCAUCACAACUGAACGAGGUAAAAGGCGAGAAAAGCAGGACGGAUCAGCUUUUGAUGCAAGAAAAGGAAAGUCAUGAAGCAAUCAAAACCUCGUUAGCUAAAACCCUGGAAGUGUUUGAAAUCGCGAAGAAAAAUGUUCAUCAAAUGAAGAUGAUUAGUUUAGAAAUGGAAGACUACCAGAGAACAGUAGAAUCAAUGCAAGCCAAACUGGCUGAUCGCGAGAAUGAAUGUGAAAUGUCAAACAAGCAGAUCAAAGAACUGCAAAUACAGAUCGAAGAUCUAAACAAACAGAUAGCGUCUUUAGAAGAUACAAACAACAAUAUCAGCCAACAGAUAACGAAUCUUACAUCACAACUACUUCAAAGAGAGGACGAAUUAGCAAAACUAUUGAUCGAGAAACAAGAAUUAGAAAGUAAAGAGAAUGGGUUGAAGCAAAAUAUCGAGGAUGUAUCGAGAAAAUGUGAAGAAGGGAUGAUUCAAAUAUCGGAAUUGACAGCAGAGAGAGAAAAGGCUUUGCUGCAGCUGAAGAAAGAGAAGGAUGCUCACCAGAAAGACGUACAAUCUGCUGAACUGAAAUUUUCUAGAGCGAGUACAGAAUUAAGCUUACUGCAAGAAGCGUACAAUAACUGCAAACAAGAAUUCGAAAGCUACAAAAUACGAGCACAGAAUGUUUUGAAGCAACAGAAAAUGAAGAAUACCGAUAAUGGUGAAUCCCAUUCGGCUCAAGACAGAUCGAGGCUCGAGGAUACUUUAAAUCAGUUAAAAGAGAGGCUGGUAGAAGCGAACACAAAACUAACGUCGACAACAUUCGAAAAUGAGGAGUUGGAAGCUGAACACGAGAAACUACAAAGAAAUUACGACAAACUUGUUGAAGUUACAAACUCAAAAGAGCAUGAAUGGAGAAACAGGUUUGCCGAACUUCAAAAAGGAUCAACAAAGCAACUUGCUGAAAAUGAGGAUAAAAUUGCAAGCUUAUCCCAAGAAAACGAUUCUUUGAAAACGAAGCUCAAAGGUAACGAAGAGUAUGAAGCAAUGGCUCAAGAUUACGAGAAGACAAUAAAGGAAUUGCAAGAUCAAAUACGAAAGAUGCAAAAGAGUCCAAAACGAGUGAGCAGCAAAGACAAAAAGACACAUGUCUCAGAUGGAAGUGUGAAAGAGCAUAAAGGAACACCGGAAAAAUUAAAGCUGUCCUUUGAAAAUACCACUGAAGGGUCAAACGGGCUUGUGGAGCGGCCUGGGGCCGAGGGAAUGGAUUCAAGUGAACUAGAAGCCAUUGACAAGUCAUCAUUGCCCGCCACACCAGUUUCAACAGAGGCCGUAAACAUUCUAGAAAGGAUUUUAUCGCCGACGGAGCAGCAGACCCAAAUACUAUGGCCAACGUCUCCAACAGCCGCUAAGGAGGAGGGCCUGAAACUACGCUCCACGCUAGCAACAGCGGAAAAGAAUGUUGAGCAUCUUUCAGUUUUACUGGCCGAGACUGAGGGGAGCAAUGUUCGGUUAUCUGAGCAAAUAAAAGUAUUAAAGACGGAAAUUAGACGCAUGCAAAAAAAUCAGGAACGAGAAGAAGCACUGAGCAAUCUCGAGUACCUUAAAAAUGUCAUCAUCAAAUUCAUGAAAUGUGGUGCAACUGAGAGAGAGUGUAUGGUCCCAGUCUUAACUACGAUGCUCAAACUGAACCAAGAAGAGAAGCAGUUUAUUACCGAAUUUGCCAAAGGUGAAGCUGAUCAGGGGGAAGAUCCUUCCGGCUGGUCCAGUUAUGUUUACAGGUGGACAUCGUUCUCAUAAAAAGCCAUUCAAUGCCUUUUGCGAUAAUAGAAUAAGAAUAUUCUAGUAAAGGUCUAUGGAACUUGUGAAACAUUUCAUUUUUCUUAGUUCGUUUCUUUUUUCCAUAGAUCAUGCUUUUUACACAACCCUAUUUUUAAUACUCAUCACUGACACAAUGCAUAAUAUUAGAUUUUUAGACAAGAUAGAUGAUUUUUGAAACAUCCACUUUUACUGACUGAAAAGGGUCUUAGAAAUAUUUUUAGAUAAUCGAUUCAUUUUUACAUCCUUUCCUUUUCUUUACAAUUAGAAUGCAAUUAUUAGUGUAGCUGAUAACAUUUCAGAUUCAAGUGAAUAACAAUUCUCCCUUUAAUUCAAUUAAGAGUUCAAUUUUUCUUUUAUUUUGACUGUCCCAAUUGUUGCCUCCGUUGUCAUUUAGCUGUCCAGGCCCAGGGCGUGGAGUUUUUGCCAUCUAGGUGUGCUUAGUUGGCAAAUUUCCAAACUUGUCGGCAAAUAAGGAGUGGCUCACCAAUAAACUUUUUCGGCAAAUUUUUUUUUCGGCAAAUGGGACUUGGAAACCCCUCUUGAGCACAAUAGCUAGCGACGAGCCUAGAACUGACCUCGAACAGAAUUAAACCCACCCCCAAAAACACUUUAAAGGUUGGGUUUUUGUACAUCUCCCUUUGGCUUAAUCGACAACAUUUUUUCUUUAUUUAUUUCGAAUCUAUUUAUUUUACUUUGUGAUCGCUUCCAUAUUGAUAGAUUAAUAAUUUCGUUCACAAUUCCGCAGCAACCUGUUGCUUUGUAUGUUAGAUAAAUAGUAAUUGAAAUAUUUCAUUUUUGAAAUAUUUAUAAUAAUAAAUAAGCCGAAAUUGAAUGAAAGAGUGCAGUUGUAAGAUAUUUUCCCUAUCGGAUAGUAAAUUGUCAUUAUUAAUUGUUGACGUAAAUUACUGGUGACGAGAAAGUAA